AUGCCUGAGAUAUUCCGGCUGCCUCGCUGCAAUGGCCUAGAUCUGUUUGAGGUCUCAGUAGAUGAGCUCCAACAUCUCUACUCCACCGGGGCAUUGGCCUCUGUUGACUACGUGAAAUUCUGCUUAGACAGAGUUCAAAAAAUUAACCCGUAUCUCGAAUGUGUUAUCGAAACCAAUCCCGACGCAGUCGAUCAUGCCCAGGCGUUGGAUGAGGAACGGAAGCAAGGCAGCGUCAGAGGCCCAUUACAUGGUAUCCCCGUGCUUGUUAAAGAUAAUAUGGCUACGGCAGAUAAGAUGCAAACGACAGCAGGCUCGUGGGCCUUGCUCGGCUGUAUCGUCCCAAAAGACGCACACAUCGUCCAUCUUCUGCGCCGAGCGGGUGCGAUCAUCCUCGGCAAAACCAACCUUGAUGAAUGGGCAGGAAUGAGAGGCAGCAUCUACUCGAUGGGUUACUCUGCCCGUGGUGGGCAAUGUCGGAAUCCGUACAUGCUGACUCGCUCCCCGAAUGGCAGCAGCUCAGGCAGUGCCGUCAGCGUCUCGGCAAAUAUUGUCCCGCUCGCAUUCGGCACAGAGACAGACUGCAGCGUGAUCAGCCCCGGUAUGGUCAGUGGUGUUGCCGCGAUCAAGCCGACGGUCGGCCUCACUUCGCGUGGAGGAGUCAUUCCCAUCUCAGAGACACAGGAUUCCGUCGGCCAUUAUGGGAGAUGCGUUGCAGACGUUGCCCGUGCAUUGGACAUCAUCGCGGGUCCCGACCCUGACGACAAGUUCAGUACUCAGCCUGGAAGACGUCAGCCAAACAGUUACUAUGAUUGCCUUGUUGACAGGCACGCGCUCAAGGGUGCAAAGUUUGGUCUGCCAAGCAAAUGCUUCUGGGAUGCUGCUCCAUAUCCUCAGCGACUUGUUGCAGAGAAAGUCUUGGAUCUUAUAAAGCAAGCAGGUGCCGAAAUCAUACCGGUUGAUAUGCCGUGCGCCGAAGAGAGAUUAGGCAGGCACGGGAUCUGGGACUGGGAACGCUACGGCGAAUCCAACCCUAAAAUCUCCGAAAUCACGGUCAGCAAAGUUCAGACAUAUUACCUCAUGAACCAAUACCUGAGCAAACUGAAAAACACACCCAUUAAGACCCUGGAGGAUAUCGUGCGCUUCAACGACGAAAACCGCGGCACCGAAGGCGGUCAGGAAGCCGAUUUACCCGCGUUUCCUGAUGGCCAGCGGCUUUUCCGCAAGUGUGUCGAGACCAAGGGCAUCAAGGAUAAGACGUAUUACGCCGCGUUGAAGCAUAUUCGAUCUCAAUGCCGCGAAAAUGGGAUUGAUGCUGCGUUGAAAUGUCCUUCGAGCAGCCGGCGUCCGCAAUCUCCCGAUCAUGAAGAAGAACUUCUCGACGCUCUCCUCUUCUGCGACGUGAAAGCGGGAGGCAUCCAGAUUGCCGCUCAAGCAGGCUAUCCUGUGAUGACGAUUCCUAUCGGCCUUGAUCCGGACGGCAUGCCCGUGCCGUUGACACUGCAGCACACUGCUUGGCAGGAAGACAAGCUGAUCAAGUGGGCGAGUGCCAUUGAGGAUCUCCUGAGCCACUAUGAUGAAGAGCAUUCUAUACCGCCAAGCGAUAGAUGGCGUAUGCUGGGACGCGUCCCGCCAACUUUCAUGGACCAUUUGCGCAAGAACAUUCCCACUGAUAUGGAUUAUCACUGGCCGGGCCGCCAUCGAGCUCAUGCUGUUUAG
Molecule: messenger RNA, 1716 nt
Organism: Cladophialophora psammophila CBS 110553
Lineage: Eukaryota; Fungi; Ascomycota; Eurotiomycetes; Chaetothyriales; Herpotrichiellaceae
Exons: 5
Coding region: 1-1716 (571 amino acids)
Source: RefSeq, a predicted model, not a curated record